Zingiber officinale is the source of this 1203-nucleotide messenger RNA. Its product is annotated as F-box/kelch-repeat protein At3g61590-like. Lineage: Eukaryota; Viridiplantae; Streptophyta; Magnoliopsida; Zingiberales; Zingiberaceae. The record is from RefSeq and is a predicted model, not a curated record. Gene Ontology annotation, molecular function: protein binding. The transcript has a single exon. Bases 1 to 1203 code for a protein of 400 amino acids.
AUGGAGGAUUCGUGGGAGGAUAGUUAUCCCAUCUACCACGAGGUAGUAGAGAUCAGGACGAUGCCUCUCUAUAGUGACGGCGAAGAAGAGAGGGAGAUAUUGCUGUCGUGGGAAGCCAUUCUACCUGAUGAACUCCUGCAGAAGGUGCUCUCCUUGUUGCCCGUCGCUAACAUCAUCAAAUUAAGCAUCGUGUGCAAACGGUGGUACGAAGUGGUUCACUCCAGUCCCCCGUUGUCGUGGGGGAUGAUGGCGCCACAGAAGCCGUUGCUCUUCAGGUCUUUCUUUAACGACGACGCCUUCUCGGGCAGCGUGUACGACCCUUGUCUCCUCCGGUGGUACAACUUCGACUUACCCCACUUAGAAAAGAGCAUGCGUCACACGUCCUCCUCCUGCGGCUUGGUCUGCUUAAUGAACCCCGAUGACGGGAAUCGCCUAUUGGUCGGCAAUCCCAUCAAGAGAGACUGGAAGCUGCUUCCUCAAGUCCCCGGCGGCUCCUCCCCCCAGUUUAACGCACUCGCCUUGUCGUUCGACCGCCGCACGUGCAGCUACACCGUGGUCGUCGCCAAGUGCAGCCACACACUGCUGCCAGGGAAUUCCGACCAAUGGCACUUAUCCGUCCACAUUUACGAAUCAACGACAAAAUCGUGGGCCACGCCCUUCACCCAAGACAUCGGCUUCUGGAUGGGCAGCAAUGAGGCCGUCAUAUGCAACGGCGUGCUCUACUACUUCAUGCGCCCGCACCCGGUGCAACACCCCCACUUAGUGGCGUUCCAUCUCGCCAAGCCACCCUCUACCACUGAAUCUCUGAUUCAAGAAUCGAUUCCUGUUCCAUUUGAUCUUACCUGUGCUGGAUUGAUCAACCUGUCGAACAAAUUGGUCAUGGUCGGAAGGAUGGCCAGGCCGCGUAGGGGAGUGGUGAUUUUGGAACUCGAGGAUAAGACAUGGCGGGAGGUGUCUCAUAUGCCGAUUUGCGCGUACAUGCCGUUUGACAUCGAAAAUUUCAUCUGCUGCGGCGCCAGCGACUUCCUCUUCGUGCACUCCUCAGUGUGGCCGGAGCUACUGACCUUAGACAUGAGGCAGAAGGUGCGGACAUGGUCGAGCCAGCUGGGUCCGUGGCCGCACUUCUACACUAAGUCAUUGGAGAUCAGGUCCCUAUACAACUGCGGCUUCUGCUUCGAACCGAGACUCGACGUCUCCUCUUGA